AUGCCCUCAUUACUUGUGUCUGCCAUUGAGCCGCCGGCGCUGGUCGUCGUCACCGGUGCCAACGGCUUCAUUGCACAACAUUGUGUUGCUGCCCUUCUCGAAGAGGGCUAUCACGUUGUCGGCACCGUUAGGAGUGCGGCCAAAGUCGAUGCAGUAAAAAAUUCACACCAGAGACAUCCCAGAUUAGACGUCGUCGUCAUCGAGGACAUCACAAACGCACAAAGCUAUCUUGACGUUCUUGGGCCUCUAUCACCGGUAGCGGUCCUUCACCUUGCUGCGCCCUUUCACUACAAUGCGACAAACUUUGAACGAGACAUGAUGAUCCCCGCGGUGCAAGGAUCAACGGGUAUCCUGGAGGCUGCGGCUCAGAUCAAGAGUAUCCGGAGAAUCAUUCACACAAACAGCUUCGCCUCGAUAUACGACGCCGCGGCUGGUCCAAGCCCCGGAAAGACUUACACAGCACAGGAUUGGAGUCCAUUGACGUACGAAGACGGAGUACAGGCAGACAACGCGCCUGCGGCAUAUCGCGCGAGCAAAACCGCAGCGGAGAAGGCCGCCUGGAAGUUUAUGGAAAGCAGGCCGCUUGGAUUUGAUCUCGUCAGUCUGUGCCCCGGUAUGGUCUUUGGCCCUUUCUUGCCAGAGGCAAAGCCCAAGUCUAUCACCGGCGUCAACACGAGUAACCUGCUGGUCUGGGCCGCGGUGUCUGCUGGCCGUGACAAUGCCCUGCCACCGACCAGAGGCCCCGUCUGGGUUGAUGUCCGCGACGUCGCUGAUGCCCACGUCAAAGCCCUCCGAGUCGUCGAGGCCGGCGGCGGUCGCUAUCUCCUUGCCAGCGGCAUCUACUGCAACCAGGAGCUGGCAGACCACGGCCGAGACGGAUAA
Molecule: messenger RNA, 882 nt
Organism: Trichoderma breve
Lineage: Eukaryota; Fungi; Ascomycota; Sordariomycetes; Hypocreales; Hypocreaceae
Product: NAD dependent epimerase/dehydratase family domain-containing protein
Exons: 2
Coding region: 1-882 (293 amino acids)
Molecular function (GO): oxidoreductase activity, acting on the CH-OH group of donors, NAD or NADP as acceptor
Source: RefSeq, a predicted model, not a curated record